AAUGCUUUACAUUCGGUAAGUAAGUGGAACCUCACAGGAAGUACACAUGCAAAGUCUUUAAGGAGCAUUAAAUCAGAGACCCUGGCAGCUGAGAGGGUGAGAACACAAACAGACUCAGGGAGAGAAGCACGAUGGCUCAGAUGGAUCAUACGUCUUUAUUUCUGACGGUGAUGGUUCUGUUUACAGCAGCGGCAACCAAACACCACAUGACUGUCAGAGAGGGAGACGAAGUCACUUUGUCCUGUGAAAAUGUGGUAGAUGAUCAGCACGAAUGUAAACAUACUUACUGGAUCUUCCGUGGGUCAAAAAACACAGUCACAGCAGAGCUGGUCAAACUCGGACGGAUCUGUGAAAAUGCAAAAUCUAAAUCAGACAGACUGAGUUUCACAGGGAACUGUUCUGUGGUUAUAAAGAACGUGACGGAUGUGGAUGUUGGUCUGUACGGCUGCAGGCGGUUCGACAAGUUCAGAAAAAAGCAAGGCAACGACACUGUGUUUUAUCUGUCUAUGGUUAAAUUGACUGAACAUAAGAACGAUUCUAUGGUGACGUUAAACUGCUCCGUGUCAACACGUGGACGGUGUGGACACACAGUGAAGUGGCUGUAUCAGGGUCAAGAUGUGGAUGAAGAUCACAAUGAGUUGAGGACAUCAAGGUCUGGCUGCUGGGCCACUGUGACUUUUCUGGAAUCUCAAUCUAUUUACGCACCAGAGAACUUGGAGUUACUGGGGUGCGACAUAACACACGCUCUCAGUGAAAAUGUGCAGCUGUUUCCCUUCAGACCUCCGUCCUCACGUGAGAGUGCAGAUGAAGAAACAGCAACAACUGCAAGAUCUGCAAUCAAUGAUACUUCACCAAACCGACAAGACUGGUGGUGGCUGUACCUGUGGGUUGUUGCUGUGGGUUUAGUAGGACUCUUGUCAACUGUUGGGGCAGUCAUCAAAUGGCAAAGAACUAAAAGGAACAAAUCACAGAUGGAUCACAACGCUGUGAGUUUACACCAACUGAACUUAAGCCCUGCAGGGACUCCGUCUGCUCCAAAAACCAGUCGGGUCACGGCUGAUCCUGAAGGUGGCGUUUCCUACGCCUCCAUCAGCCACGCCAAGAAGGCCAACAGGGAAGCCCGGUUUCGGUUUGAUGAUGACGACGAUGAAGAUGACGCAGGGAGAUACAGCAAAGUGAAAGCUUCCUCCUGUUCUGCUGGCGCCUCGGCUUAUCCCAGCGACCUCUAUGCUAAUGUCAACUAACCGAACGUACACGAGUACAAAUAACACCACAGUAAUGUUACAAUUAAUAUCUUUGUCGUGGCAGGGACAGAAACUUCCAUGGCGUUGCUCGCCAGGAUGAGGUAGUUUGGCUUGGUUGGUUUGUUUGGCGGCUUAUGGUGUGUGCGAAGCAAGAAUGUGAGGCAAAUUCAAGAGGCAGCGCGAAUGCAUACAAAGUCAAUGGAACGACAAGUUUAGACGCAACAUUACCAGGUGCCGUGCAAGUUGAGGUGAGGAUUGUGUCUGCGUGAGUCAAAUCUGAGCUGUUUUGCUCAGCGUACAGACACAAGAGGAAAAAGCCGAGAGACUGGAGGGAAAUAACAUUAAAGGCCAGAGUGUCUGGUGAGCUCCGAAAUCAGUCAGAGGCUGAGCUGCUACACAAGCACACACAGGCAGGCUGACAGGGGCGGCCAUUUCGAUCUGGCUUACAGCUUAUGUCUAUGUGGAGCGAGUAAACCGCUCAGCUUCAAAUUACGUACAAAUGACGCAGGUGAAAAUUUGCUUCACUUUCUGUCUGAACACACCUUUAGGCCGCACGCUGCCAGCGCUUCUAGGUAGCAUAACCUGUUGUUGGCCUUAUCGUUAGCUGGCACGCUGUUAGCUGAGGGUGUCAGCUGGGGGCACGUUACACAGACGCGCGUGCUUUGUUGCUUCGCCGAGUUGGGGUAGCUGAGGAGGCCUGGCCGGGUAUCUGUGGUUUGCCUGGGUGAGUGUACGGUUCAGAGACGGCUCAAAGGUACGUCAGGUCACGGUUAGAGAACGGUAUCACACGUCAGAGGGUCCAGGAGAUUUGUGACGGCACAGUCCGAUACCCACUGCAGGGACUAAUGAAAGGAUGAAUACUGGGCUUUGACAGGAGUGCUCACUUCACCGUGUGUGCUGGUAACUUACAUUUAGUUUACGCUGAUAAGUGAUUUUGAUGAGGAAAACUAGUCAUGAAAAAAAAGAAACAUAAAAAAGAAAUAAAAA
Xiphias gladius (swordfish) is the source of this 2231-nucleotide messenger RNA. RefSeq lists its product as uncharacterized. Bases 132 to 1244 code for a protein of 370 amino acids. The record is from RefSeq and is a predicted model, not a curated record. The transcript has 8 exons. NCBI's taxonomy places the organism in Eukaryota, Metazoa, Chordata, Actinopteri, Istiophoriformes, Xiphiidae. Gene Ontology annotation, molecular function: MHC class II protein binding; protein tyrosine kinase binding. Gene Ontology annotation, biological process: positive regulation of ERK1 and ERK2 cascade; interleukin-15-mediated signaling pathway; T cell activation. Gene Ontology annotation, cellular component: external side of plasma membrane; membrane raft.